GUCACAUCCGGCUUACGUUGCUAGCGGAGCGUAACUGUUAGUAGCAGUCAGAGGAAACGGGGGCUUUUUCCAUCCUGUUUUUGUCAAGUGGAAGAGAUUGAGCAGACUUCGACAAAACGCGACAAAGUAGUUGGACCUAUUUGAAUGCGAGCCUCGUAGUUUCCUGGCCGACUGGUUGCCGUGUUAGUCGUAGAAGUUUGAGUUGAAGAAGCACGUUUCCCCCUCCUGUUACCGCGUUAGCGUGGCGCUCUCAUUAAGACACGCUAGCUUGCUUUAGCAUCGAAACGCUUUGACCUCGCUGCCAGGAUGCCAUGCCACAAUCAGCAGCUGAACAGUGUGAACAGUGGCCAGGAGCACCCGAUGAAGCAGGUUCGGUUUGCGAACAGCAGCAGCAGUGUGCCUGCUGUGCUGACCAGCUCUGAACCGACCGAUGUCCCCACGCAUCAUCAGGCUGACCACGCAUCGGUCAGCCAGGACAGCCUGGGUCCUCAGCUGAAGCUGCUCCCUCUGAACGACCAGAUCCGAGAGUUGCAGACAAUAAUCAGAGACAAAACGACCAGCAGAGGAGAUUUUGUUUUCUGUGCGGACCGACUGGUGAGGUCAUAUACAGCACAGCAACAUGAUCAACUAGUAGUUGAAGAAGGCUUGAACCAGCUUCCCUUCUCAGAGUGCACCGUCACCACUCCCACAGGGUACAAGUAUGAGGGAGUCAAGUUUGAAAGGGGCAACUGUGGAGUCAGCAUCAUGAGGAGUGGUGAAGCCAUGGAGCAGGGCCUCCGGGACUGCUGCCGCUCAAUCCGGAUCGGAAAGAUCCUCAUCCAGAGCGACGAGGAGACCCAGAAAGCGAAGGUCUACUACGCAAAGUUUCCCCCGGAUGUGUACAGAAGAAAAGUGCUGCUCAUGUACCCCAUCCUCAGUACAGGGAACACAGUGAUCGAGGCCGUCAGGGUACUGAUAGAACACGGAGUCCAACCCAAGCACAUUAUUCUUCUCAGCCUCUUCUCCACACCUCAUGGAGCCAAGUCCAUCAUCCAGGAGUUUCCAGACAUCACCAUCCUGACCACAGAGGUUCACCCAGUGGCACCACAUUUUGGACAGAGAUACUUUGGCACUGACUAAAACAGGACAAAAUGCUUUUGGUAUAUUUUCUGCAGGCUUUGUCUCUGUAUUCAUGCAGUACCAUUUACUCAAGUUGUUGAACUGACACCUAAUGAUUGACCCCAGUACUUUUAUUUAUUGCUCUCUCUUUUUUUUUUUUUGCUUCUAUGCUCAGAUUGUAGAAAGAAAAUC
Molecule: messenger RNA, 1290 nt
Organism: Poeciliopsis prolifica (blackstripe livebearer)
Lineage: Eukaryota; Metazoa; Chordata; Actinopteri; Cyprinodontiformes; Poeciliidae
Product: uracil phosphoribosyltransferase homolog
Source: RefSeq, a predicted model, not a curated record